Messenger RNA from Anopheles cruzii, 1723 nucleotides. RefSeq names its product solute carrier family 17 member 9 (gene MFS18). Bases 73 to 1386 code for a protein of 437 amino acids. The transcript has 4 exons. NCBI's taxonomy places the organism in Eukaryota, Metazoa, Arthropoda, Insecta, Diptera, Culicidae. Gene Ontology annotation, molecular function: transmembrane transporter activity. Gene Ontology annotation, biological process: transmembrane transport. The record is from RefSeq and is a predicted model, not a curated record.
GACGCCAAGGCCACUUGAUACCACCACGUCAGCCCAGCAGCUCGCCAACACCAGACUCUCAGGGAAGGCCCAAUGAUGGAGGAAAAGCUAAAAUAUUCUUUUCUUCGCGACCUUAACGACGGGCAAAGCAUAUGGACCAGAAACGAGAAGCGAACCUGGUUCCUGACGCUGCUCACCGGCACCUGUAUGCUGUACUCCACACGUACCACCAUGCCACUGCUCGUUCCGGCCGUCGCAGCCGAGCGAAAGUGGAGCAAAACCGAUUCCGGCACGGUGCUAAGCUCGUUUUUCUGGGGCUACACACUAACUCAGGUGCUCGGAGGGUAUCUGAGCGAUAAAUUCGGAGGCCAGAAGGUGAUCCUGCUGGCCGCGAUUGGUUGGUCGUUGAUCACUUUCUGGAUGCCGAACAUCAUCACUUCGUCAUCGUUGUUUGCAUCCCACUCCAUUCCCUUCAUCGUUACCAUUAGGAUAGUAAACGGUGCGUGCCAGGGUGUCCACUUUCCGAGCAUGAUCAGCAUCACUAGUCAAAAUCUGAGCUCCACCGAGCGAGCCAGUUUCUUCAGCAUACUCACAUCCGGAUCGGCCCUCGGAACGCUGCUAACCGGCAUCGUCGGUUCGUUCAUUCUCGACUACUUUGGGUGGCCAACCGCCUUCCGGGUCAUUGGCUUUCUCGGCCUUUCCUGGACACUCUUCUUGCGCUACUACACAAUGGCGUCCGAUCGGAGUCGAAUCAUCAACAUUUCGCUCCCGAGCCGGAUGUAUUCGAAGCUGGGGACAUCCGAAACCGUACCCUGGUUGCGUCUGUUUGAGCGCAGUUCUUUCUGGGCCUGCGUGUUGGCGCACGCCUGUGAAAUGAACUGCUUCUUCGUGCUGCUCUCCUGGUUGCCGACUUACUUUCAUGAAAACUUUCCACAUGCCAAGGGCUGGGUGGUUAAUAUGAUUCCCUGGCUGGCACUCCCUCCGGUCACGUUCGCCGGAAAGUUACUUACAGAGCACCUGUUGGCCAAACAGUGGAGCUUAACACGUAUCCGCAAACUCGUCCAAAGCAUUUGCUUUCUUGGCCAGAACUGUGCCCUGUUUGUGAUGUGUCGCACGCACGAUUUCAACAUGGCCCUUACCUGCAUGUCAAUUAUCAUCGGUCUAUCGGGGCUACACAACAAUGCGGUCACGGUAAACCCUCAAGAUCUUGCCCCGAGCCACUCCGGCAGUGUGUUCGGUCUGAUGAACACAGUCGGUGCGAUACCGGGCUUUCUGGGUGUAUAUCUGGCUGGCCACAUACUCGAACUCACACAAUCGUGGUCGGCCGUUUUCAGCACGGCUGCUGCCAUCAACACCUUCGGGUGGCUCAUCUUUUCCGUGUUCGGUUCUGCCGAAACGAUAGUCUAAAGAUCAAACACACAUCACUCGGACUGCGGAAGGCAUCCGGAAGCGGAUGUGUCCGCAGCCUCCAACCAACUGCUACCAAAAACAAACUAAACAAAUCUUGAUCAAUCCUAUAGGUGUAUCUUUGAUCGUACUCUUUGACCCCUACUCUUUUCUGUUUACUUCGCCUAACAUAACUUAUUAACGAAAGCGUGUCCUGCACCCGAGGGCCGUUGACUGAGAGGGACGUUCAUUCCCGCGGAGAAACCGUAUCGUUUUCUACCGAUCCCGUGUGUCCAAGGGCCUAACGCCAAAGGAAGACGUAAAAAUGCCUGGUCGUUGUAGGAGGAAGCUGUUAGAU